Molecule: messenger RNA, 3148 nt
Organism: Solea senegalensis (Senegalese sole)
Lineage: Eukaryota; Metazoa; Chordata; Actinopteri; Pleuronectiformes; Soleidae
Product: potassium voltage-gated channel subfamily D member 3-like
Exons: 6
Coding region: 1-921 (306 amino acids)
Biological process (GO): potassium ion transmembrane transport
Cellular component (GO): voltage-gated potassium channel complex; membrane
Molecular function (GO): A-type (transient outward) potassium channel activity; voltage-gated monoatomic ion channel activity involved in regulation of postsynaptic membrane potential
Source: RefSeq, a predicted model, not a curated record
AUGGCUCACAGCUUUGGUCAACUAAACCAUGCAUUUUCUGUGUGUGUCUUUUCUCUCUUGUACAGGUACGGAGACAUGGUGCCAAAAACCAUCGCUGGGAAGAUCUUCGGCUCCAUCUGCUCCCUGAGCGGCGUACUAGUAAUCGCCCUGCCCGUCCCCGUCAUCGUCUCCAACUUCAGCCGCAUCUACCACCAGAACCAGAGAGCGGACAAACGCCGCGCUCAGAAGAAAACCAGACUGACCAGGAUAAGAAUAGCCAAGUCCAGCAGUGCCAACGCCUUCAUCCAGAGGAAACGCAACGGAAUGCUCAACGAGCUGCUGGAGCUGACGGGUACAGAGGAAGAUGAGCAGAAGCUGAUCAAGUCCAUGUCUUUGUUAGAGAGUCAACACCACCACCUACUGCACUGUCUGGAGAAGACCACUGCUCACGAGUUUGUCGACGAGCUCAUGUACGAGCAGAACUUUUUAGAGUCAGCGCUGCAGACGUAUUCACCACGCAGCCCGUCCACAUCCAGCCACGACAGCUCAGUGGCUUCCUGCUGUGGCUGCAGGGCCAAGAAAAACACUCCUCUGCCCAGUGUCGGCUCCAGCCAUCCUAUAACGACACAGCAGGGGCCCCUCCAGGAGCUCAGUGCUAUGCACAUACAAUGUGGUGAACUGUCGUCGCACACUGCCAGUCGUUCGAACCUCAACCUGAAAACCGACGACAGUGGCAGGAUCAACUGCAAAAGCGGCCGGAUCACCACGGCGAUCAUUAGCCUCCCGACACCACCAGCUCUGACUCCUGACGGUGACGGACUCCACGGGCCCCCACAGAGGAGGCUGCCCCCACCAGGUCACCCUGUGGCCCCGCGCAUCCACACCAUCCAGACAGCAACCAGCUCAGCUGGCGCCAACGUUGUGAAAAUCUCUGCUCUGUGACUGUAAGGAAGGAAAAAAAGAGGAAGAAAGUGUCACUACAGCGUUGGACGUAUCGUGUCCGACCUCACGGGUCAAGCAGGAAUGGCACUGUGAGUCGUUCGUUGAUGUUUAAGAGAUGACAGAUGGGGUCUGACGGCACAGGAUUGUAAAUACGUGCACCGAGCAUCGCGCACUCGUCCUGUCGUGUGUGUGUGUGUGUGUGUACUGUAGAUACAGGCGGAAACCGCUGCAUUUCUAAUAAACAGAUGAUUCACAGGGAGUCCUGUGAGAAAGACUGGGAGACAUCGCUCGGUCAGCAUGUCCAUUCAUGUCGAUAAACCCCAAAAUCACCGUGAAUGUCAAGUGAAUUCAUCAUGAAAUAGUGAAAAGGGGUGUUUUUGUUGACUUUAACUGUGCUUUAAGUGAGACGAAGAAUAAUAGACGGCGUUUACUUGAAUUUGACUGGGUCCUGUUUGUGUUCUGUGUUUUCCGUCUUAACCAUUUCAAGCGAAAAAAAGAACUUGAAACCACAUCAGUGAGUUUUUCCGAGAAUGAAAAAUGUUCGGUUUAUUUUUGUUGGAAAAUCACACAUCACAAAGACAGAAAACAAUCCCGUCAUGUUUCUCAUCAUGCUUGAUUUCUGACUGGAGCUAAAUUACAGGGAGGGUUUACAGGUUUUCAAACUGAUAUGAAAAAAGAACAAUUGUUCUUAUCCCGAAACAAACACAGGAGAGGAUAAGGUUUGACAUUGUGUUCCUGCCGUCAACAAAUCACAUGAUAAGAUUUAAGUCUGCUGACCUCUGCCUCCUCUCCAUCCUCCACACCUGCAGGCAAAACUUUGGCAACAGAGCUUUCAGCGGUUCCUGUUUCACCAGGAACCAACUCUGGAGUCGUUUAAAUCAAUGUUGACAUUUGUUUUUGUCUUGUUUUUCUAUCUAUUGUUCCUGGUACAGUGACCUUGGUAUUUCGUGAAAGGCGCUUUAGAAAUCAAAGUUGCUAUUAUUUAAAAUUAUUUUAUUAUUUUAAAAUAAAAUCCUUACACUUUGAUGCUUUCUGUUCCACCAUGAUUGUAACGGAAAAGACUGAGUGUACAGUGGCUGCAUGAGGUGGCAUUUUAAACCAAAUGUAUACUUUUCUUUAAAAAAAAAAAAAGAAACCUUUUUUUGUACAGUUUCAAACAGCUACAUGACAUUUAUGUGAUAUUUGUAAUGAAUUUGAAAAAAGGGCGCCCAAGAGUAAAUGAGCUAAACAAAACAAGUUCAGCCACAAACCAUAGACGUCGCAUCACAUUUAGUUAUAACUUGUGAUCCACUGUCAUUAAUAUUGAGGAUACUGAGCUUCAUUUACAUAAACUGCACAAUCGCCAGAUGUGAUUAAAAGUGGCUCGUGAUAUGGGAUGAUUUUUCUGUCAUGGAUUGAUCUCAGCGAUGGUCACGUGAUGGCAGCACAGAGCCCUGGUCUGGUUUAUGGCCUUACUCCUGUGUGAAGAUGUUAUUUUAUGUUUGCUACAGUGUCGCUCACUAACAAACACCUGGAAUCCUUCGUGACGUCUCGUGUGCUAUGGCUCAUCUUCAAAUAAAGUGUUUGUUUUUUCUUUGCUUAAAAAGAAGAAGAAGAAAAAAAAAGAUUUACAUCCACAUGUUACAGUUGUUUGUUGCUGUAUCGGUGAACCUUUCUGUAUUCUGUUAUGUUUUGAAAACCAAGGUGAAAGUAUCCUCUGUGAGAAGUUCUCGUACUUUCUUUGCUGCUAUUUUUUUUUCCAAAAAAGAGUACAAGCCUUUAGGAUAUUUUUUCUUCUCACUGUUUGUGCUGAGAAUGACGGCGACCUGCUUCCUCGUGUGUUCAUGUUCAUGCUCAGAUUGUUCAUCGUUGUCACGCUUCAGCUGUAUUUUCAGAGAAAACUCUUUUUUCUUACGUCUGUAUGACUUACUGUACGAUGGCUUCUUGUGAUGAAAUGGACUUCAGAUGGCGCUGUUUGGCUCUCUUUCUUUGAGAAAAAAAAAGAGUCUUGUUGUUGGCAUAUUUUUAUCCUUUUAAAAAAGCGUUUGUGUUUUUUUGUUUGUUUGCUGUGUUUACAGUACAAUGUCAGUUUGUUUGUUACAACUAUGACUAGUGAGAUGAAAAUUAAAACCUGCUGCAGAAAAACAAGCGUGGUUGUUUUCGCUCCUGAGAAACAUCUCAGUGAAAUCUUUGCUUUUAAUUCGCUUGCCCUUGUCAGAUUUAAAACUUGAAAUACUUUCAUUUUCAA